AUGAGGGAACCCUCCAGCACCUCGCGAGCAGCUACUACCCCUGCUCCUUCAGGAAAGGGAAAAAAGAAGGUUUCUGAACACCCCGAGCCUAUUGUUGAGACUUCAGAUGAGAAUGACAUGCCUGCGAGCAGGAAAAAGUCAAACAGGCGUAAGGAUGGAGAAGGCUGCAAUGACCCAUCUGUAAAGCGGGCUCGAACGGAAGACCCUCCUGCACCAACUCCUACAAAAGAGACUACUCCCCCUCUAGGGCCUACCGACCAGACUCCCCCUGAAAUCAGCAAGCAGAAUCCUCCAGCAGCCGCCAACCCAAGUGCUACUGCUCAACCAGAAAAAACUGUGGUCGAGGAAAUCUUGAGCUCCGCCUGCACUUCGGCCAGCGAAAGGCUGAAGAAACUGUCCAUACACAGGCGAUGUUUGGAGACCAUCGACAAUGCUCUCACCAUGCCGCUCGACCAGCUCCUCAACCGUGGCCUAGCCAAAUUACUCACUGAUUCUGACCGUGGCACCGGUUGGCGCUACUCAAAGGAGAUGGCCGGCAAACAAGCUGAAGAGAUCAAGGCAGCUGAGGAGAGGCUUGCCAAAAAGCACAAGGCAGUCGAGGCCAAGCAUGCUGAAGAGCUGCAAGCAGCUGAGGCUAAGAUUGCCAAGCUUGAAGAGGAUUUGAAGAAGAAAGAGGACUCUAUUGAAAAAAUUAUUACCUCCAAAGAUAAGUAUAAGGAAGCCUCGCUGAUAAACUACCGAGAAGCCCACAAGCUUCAGACGGAGUUGGAGAUUAGCUGCAAGGAGGUUGCUAACCUUGAGGAGGCCAACAAGCGCAACCUGGAGAAAUAUGAAGGAGCAGCGUUCCAGUGCUUCUACAUGUUCUAG
Humulus lupulus (European hop) is the source of this 867-nucleotide messenger RNA. RefSeq lists its product as uncharacterized. The record is from RefSeq and is a predicted model, not a curated record. Lineage: Eukaryota; Viridiplantae; Streptophyta; Magnoliopsida; Rosales; Cannabaceae. The coding region runs from base 1 to 867 and encodes 288 amino acids. The transcript is spliced from 3 exons.